UGUCAGUCAGGAGGCGGAAGCUGGUGCAGGCGGGAAGGUUGUAGUGCGGCGCUCCGUUGUGCUCGUGCUGAGUUCCGCGUGGGCUCCCCCGCCCCGAGCUGAGUUCCGCGUGGGCUCCCCCGCCCCGAGCUGAGUUCCGCGUGGGCUCCCCCGCCCCGAGCUGAGUUCCGCGUGGAGCCCCCCCACCCCGGCACAGCCGUGACUGGACAGCGAGGUUUCUCGAGACUCCUCGCAUCCGGAUGAUUGUAAAGUGCUGAUCAGUGGCCACUGAAUAUAAUUGAAACAGAAUAGGAAGAUGGCAGCAAAUCCUUCAGGACAAGGUUUUCAAAAUAAAAAUAGAGUUGCGAUCUUGGCUGAACUGGACAAAGAGAAAAGAAAAUUACUUAUGCAGAACCAAUCUUCAGCAAGUCACCCUGGAGCUAGCAUCUCCCUCUCCAGACCCUCUCUUAACAAGGACUUCCGGGACCAUGCUGAGCAGCAGCACAUUGCAGCCCAGCAGAAGGCAGCUCUGCAGCAUGCUCACGCACAUUCGUCUGGAUACUUCAUAACUCAAGACUCGGCAUUUGGGAAUCUUAUCCUUCCUGUUUUACCGCGCCUUGACCCAGAAUGAAGAACGUAUCUAUGAUCAAAGGGACCUUGUAAUUAGUAUCAAAUGUCAAUGCUCUCAUUGGGCUCUACACAAACUCUGACUUUGAGGACUUUGGAGAAUUUAGUUUUCUGUUUUUUAAAGAAAGCAAUAAGUGAGAGUGAAGAAAGAAGGGAAGCUGGGAUGCUGAGAACUCUGGACGCCAUAUGGUUGGCGGAAUUGGUUGUGCUGCCUGUAACUAACUUUUUUGUAUUACCAUUUGACUCUUUAUUCUCAGACUUAGAAUUGCUUAUUUCAUAAAAUCUUCACCUUCAAGAAGUUGGACCGAGUGUCUUACGCAUGAAGCCCUGGAUUUGACCCCAGCACUGCACAAACAAACUUGAUACGCAUUCCGGUAAUCUUGGCACUGGGGAAACAGGCAGGAAGAUCAGAAGUUCGAAACCAUCCUUGCUUAGGUAGUGAUUUUUGAGACCAGUCUGAGGUAUAUGAAACUGCCUCAAAAAACAAAAUACCAAAACCAAACAAGGACCAUUUAUAGUCCUAACUUUAAAGAAAUGAGGGUGCUUUUUAAAAAUGUGAACAAUAGUCUUACAUUACAAACAUACUUUUGGUUUCUUGUGUUCAGAAGCAACAUAUCUAGAAAUACUCUGAGCUAAUAACUCGUUCUCCUAUUCUGAAUGUUAAAACUCAAAUAAGACUAAAUUAUCAACCAAUCUUUGUUUUUCAAUAAAUGAUGUGACUAAAUACUGUUAUGAAAAACUAAGUAAUCUAUUUUUAUGUAUUUAAAUGUAUUCGUGUUCUCACUUCAUGUUGCUACACAAAUGGUGUGCUUGAGUGGUUUUCUAUUUUUUAUCUAAUUGAAAAUUUAAAACUAGGCAAAUUAAAGCCUUUUAAAUUCUCUUAAAUACAAAAGACUUAGGUUAAGCAAGUUGCUCGUCAGAGUCAAACUUUAACAAGAAACUGAGGUGUUUGUUUAAAUAUGUAGUUGCCACUACCUUCCCUUUGUCCUAUAGAAGUAGACGUGUGGCCAGGCCAUGCUGGUACACGCCUUUAAUUCCAGCACUCCUGAGGCAGAGGCAGGCGAAUCUCUGAGUUCAAGGCCAGCCUGGUUUACAGAGCAAGUUCCAGAGCAGACUUCAAAGCUUCACAGAGAAACCCUGUCUUCAAAAACCAAAACCAAUCUUGUUCUGUAACACAUCUUGCACACAAAUGUCAUGAUCAAAAUGUAUUUUAUAAGGAGGUUAUUCUGUAAGUAUCUUGGCAUUUUCUGUUCCUGAGGAUUGGCCCUAGGGGUUUUAAAACCUUGCAGUGUUUCACUGAUCCAAGGCCCCAUCCCCAUCCCUACAAAACCCUGUGUAACUGACUGUCUGGCAUCCCCAUCCUCUCUGGUGUUGGGGAGUUUGAACUUUUUCAGUUGGGUCAAUAUUUAGCCACAGUUAGCCUCCUGAUAGUUCCUUGUAGGCGUCUUCAUCAAGCACAGAGCACACCGCUCGGAGUGAUGUGAGAGUUAGCAGUCCUAGGGGGUCCUUAGCUCUGCAGAGCCGAUUUCUACUGCGUGGGUGGGAACAUUCUGAUUAUACUGAUGCUCCCCAUUGUGGGUGGUACCCUCGUGUCUGCUGCGUCUGCUCCUCUCCUUCCAAAAGAACAGCCACCUUAUUGGGGUGGAACGUUGUUUCUGUUCUGUCAUCCCUGACAUACUAACAUGGUUAUUGAUGUUAGGAAAGUAGCUGUGUGUAGUUUUUUCACUGUUGUAGCCUUUGCUUACUGUGUAAGUUUGUAAUUUAGGUUCCUGUUUUCCUGUUUCUGAGACAAGAUACCCCGAUGAAAAUACCUUAAGGGAGAAAGGGCUCGUCUUGAUCCACAGUUCAAGACACAGUCCAUCAUGGUGGGGAAGUCAAAGCAGCAGGUGCUUGGAGCAGUUGUUUGCAUCUCAUCUGCAGUCAAGUGGAGAGCAAAGAGUGGAUGUUACUGCUCUCUCCUUUACAGCCAGGGAAUGGUGUGGCUCCUGACGUGGUGUAUCUUGUACCUCAGUUACUGCUAUGAAGGUAAUUCUACAAGGCAUGCCCAGAGGCCCAUCUCAUAGGUGACUCUAGAUUGUGCCACACUGAUGACGCCAUCCUGCUAACUAGGACAUUUCUCUGGUUCUCUGCCCUGUGUAACAUAUAUACACAGAGAUGAGUAUGUGGUGUGUGCUAUGUUUAAGGGACAAAAAGAUGACUGAGAUGUGCGUAUCGGGUGGUGACAUUGUGGAGGAUCCUACUCUGGCAUAUAGGUAGUCAUAAAGCAAGCAGUUAUGGCACAAGAGACACAUCUGAGCACACUGCAGUUUGGAUAUGGCUAGAAGUAUGUAGGUGAUGAAGGAGUGAAGGGUACCCAGACAAAGGUCAGAACUGCAGUCCAGGCCAGUGUGGUGGUUCAGGACUAAUCCUAGCACUCAGGUAAGGUCAGCCUCACCUACAGAGUGAGACCCUAUUCCUUAAGCCUACCCUCACCACCACCCUCUUCCCCCAAAAAAGUAUGAUGAGAGAGAAUGAGUUAGGGAUGAAGACUGCAGUGUUACAGAGAGAUUGGGCUUGGUUGAAGCCUGGAGGUGAAAUUCCUUCCAGUGCUAUUUCUCUGGGAUCAUGGGUAAAUUUAGGCAAAUCACUUAACCUUUUUGCAUGCCACGCCAUCAAUAAGAUGGAAUCAGCACACAGCUGGCUAGUGUCUCACUUGUUUAGGCCAGUAAACUUCAAGUCUCAGCUUGUUUCUGAGUUAAGGCAGCUUAAUAGUUUAAUGCAUUGAUUGUAUCAGCAUUAGACAAAGAAAAUAGGAAAUAAAACUGUAUUGUAUGUGUUAAUAGAUGCUUUAGUUUCACGAAUGUUCUGUGACUAUAUGUGUAUUCAGUUUACAUUCUAGUAUAUACAUCUUCAAGGGUAAAGAUUUUGUUUUUUCUCUGGUUCUUCUCUUCAUGUAGAAUAAUACCUGCUAUGUUAGGGGUAUUUAUAUCUACUUGUUGAAGGAGUGAAUGCAAGAAUACAUACACACACAGAACCUUGAUUGCAGCGUAAAAAAAAUAAUCUGUCUUAUUUUUGAAAUAGGAUUUCCCACUACCCUGAAACUCACUGAUUUUGGUAGACUGGCUGGCCAACUAGCCCCAGGGCUCCUCCUCCCCUUCAGUGCUGGGAUGACAGCGAGUGCCAGGCUUUUAUUGUUGGCAUUGGGGGUCCACAUGCUUGUAGUUUACAAUUUGAGCCAUCUCCCUAGCUCCUAAAAAGAUGUCUUUGUGUGUGUGUGUUUUGUUUUUUAGACAUGGAAAAUAAAUUUUGAA
Chionomys nivalis (European snow vole) is the source of this 3896-nucleotide messenger RNA. RefSeq names its product INTS3 and NABP interacting protein (gene Inip). The coding region runs from base 296 to 610 and encodes 104 amino acids. The transcript is spliced from 5 exons. Gene Ontology annotation, biological process: DNA repair. Gene Ontology annotation, cellular component: nucleus; SOSS complex; nucleoplasm. The record is from RefSeq and is a predicted model, not a curated record. Lineage: Eukaryota; Metazoa; Chordata; Mammalia; Rodentia; Cricetidae.